CUUGCCGGGCUUGCUGCAGUCCUUUCCACGGGCGCCGAGAGGAGAGAUGUCCUAUCAGAUAAAGAUYGAUUGGUCUGAGUGCCGAAGGGGGUCUCCCACUUGUUAAUGACCCAGAAACAGUCCUGCCGACUUGGCUGAGCCUCCUCUCGUUUCCUCCAUUUUCCUCCUCCUCUGUCCUGUUCCUGAGCUGGCGCAUCCCUCCCUAGAGCAGAAGAUAUGCUGGGCUUCUGAUGAUGGCUGCACUGCAUGCAGCAGCGUGCAGGGUCAAAGACAGCCGGCCUCCCAUGUCAGUGGUCUAGGAUGGCCAGUGAAGCCUCCAACAUCCCAAGUCCUGUGGUGCGCCAGAUUGACAAGCAGUUUCUGAUUUGCAGUAUAUGCCUGGAACGGUACAAGAACCCCAAGGUUCUCCCCUGUCUGCACACGUUCUGCGAGAGGUGCCUGCAGAACUACAUUCCCGCCCACAGUUUAACCCUSUCCUGCCCAGUGUGCCGCCAGACCUCCAUCCUGCCCGAGAAAGGGGUGGCCGCGCUUCAGAACAACUUCUUCAUCACAAACCUGAUGGACGUGCUGCAGCGGACGCCAGGCAGCAACAUAGAGGAGUCUUCCAUCCUGGAGACCGUCACCGCUGUGGCUGCGGGAAAGCCUCUUUCUUGCCCAAACCACGAUGGGAAUGUGAUGGAAUUUUACUGCCAGUCCUGUGAGACCGCCAUGUGUCGGGAGUGCACUGAGGGCGAGCAUGCAGAGCACCCCACGGUCCCCCUCAAGGACGUGGUGGAGCAGCACAAGGCCUCACUCCAGGUCCAGCUGGAUGCUGUCAACAAAAGGCUCCCAGAAAUAGAUUCUGCUCUUCAGUUCAUCUCAGAAAUCAUUCAUCAGUUAACCAACCAAAAGGCCAGCAUCGUGGAUGACAUCCAUUCCACCUUCGAUGAGCUCCAGAAGACAUUAAAUGUGCGAAAGAGCGUGCUGCUGAUGGAACUGGAGGUCAACUAUGGCCUCAAACACAAAGUGCUGCAGUCGCAGCUGGAUACUCUGCUCCAGGGGCAGGAGAGCAUCAAGAGCUGCAGCAACUUCACAGCGCAGGCCCUCAACCAUGGCACGGAAACGGAGGUGCUGCUGGUGAAGAAGCAGAUGAGCGAGAAGCUGAACGAACUGGCCGACCAAGAUUUCCCCCUGCACCCGCGUGAAAACGAYCAGCUGGACUUCAUCGUGGAAACCGAGGGGCUCAAGAAGUCCAUCCACAACCUCGGGACCAUUCUGACCACCAACGCGGUGGCCUCCGAGACGGUGGCCACGGGCGAGGGGCUGCGGCAGACCAUCAUCGGGCAGCCCAUGUCCGUUACCAUAACGACCAAGGACAAAGACGGCGAGCUGUGCAAAACCGGCAAUGCCUACCUCACGGCGGAACUGAGCACCCCCGACGGCAGCGUGGCGGACGGGGAGAUCCUGGACAACAAGAACGGCACCUACGAAUUUUUGUACACGGUCCAGAAGGAAGGAGACUUCACCCUGUCCCUGAGACUCUACGACCAGCACAUACGAGGCAGCCCGUUUAAGCUGAAGGUGAUCCGGUCCGCCGACGUGUCGCCCACCACCGAAGGCGUGAAGCGGCGCGUCAAGUCCCCAGGGAGCGGCCACGUGAAGCAGAAAGCUGUGAAAAGACCUGCGAGCAUGUACAGCACCGGGAAGCGAAAAGAGAACCCCAUCGAGGACGAUUUGAUCUUUCGAGUGGGUACCAAAGGAAGAAAUAAAGGAGAGUUUACAAAUCUUCAGGGGGUAGCUGCAUCUACAACUGGAAAGAUAUUAAUUGCAGACAGUAACAACCAAUGUGUCCAGAUAUUUUCCAACGAUGGCCAGUUCAAGAGUCGUUUUGGCAUACGAGGACGCUCUCCCGGGCAGCUGCAGAGGCCCACAGGAGUAGCCGUGCACCCCAGUGGGGACAUAAUCAUUGCAGAUUAUGAUAAUAAGUGGGUUAGCAUCUUCUCAUCCGAUGGAAAGUUUAAGACAAAAAUUGGAUCGGGAAAGCUGAUGGGGCCCAAAGGAGUCUCUGUGGACCGCAACGGGCACAUUAUCGUGGUGGACAACAAAGCAUGCUGCGUGUUUAUCUUCCAACCAAAUGGGAAAAUAGUCACCAGGUUUGGUAGCCGAGGAAACGGGGACAGGCAGUUUGCAGGUACACUCCACGGUCCUCAUUUUGCAGCUGUAAAUAGCAAUAAUGAGAUUAUUGUUACAGAUUUCCAUAAUCAUUCUGUCAAGGUGUUUAAUCAGGAAGGAGAAUUCAUGUUGAAGUUUGGCUCCAACGGAGAAGGAAAUGGGCAGUUUAAUGCCCCCACAGGUGUAGCAGUGGAUUCGAAUGGAAACAUCAUUGUGGCAGACUGGGGAAACAGCAGGAUCCAGGUGUUUGAUGGGAGUGGAUCGUUUUUGUCCUACAUUAACACAUCUGCUGACCCGCUCUACGGCCCCCAAGGCCUAGCCCUAACUUCAGACGGCCAUGUUGUGGUUGCAGACUCUGGAAAUCACUGUUUCAAGGUUUAUCGAUACCUACAGUAACGGUGGCCAGCCGGAUGUCCCCUCGAGACGGUCUUGCACUAUAAACUGGAAUGGAUUUCUCCACCCGGGACCAGAUUAUGACUAGACUUUUCAUGCUAGAAGGAAUCGUUGAUGAACUUUCCAUGGUUAUUUCUGAAUGUAACAAUUUCCUUAAAAAACUGCUCAUCCAAUUUCUAAAAUUCACCAUUAGGGUUUAAAAAAAAAAAAAAAGUCUUCUACUGAAUAUACAAACUGCGAAGUUUUACACCUGUGAACUAUGGCUUAUAGGACAGGGAUUUAUGUAGUUAAAUUAAUUUUGCAAAUCAAACAAACAUUAAACAAAAACUAGCAUAUGUAAAAAUAUUUGUUGAUCCUGUGAAUGAUAGCCUUUGCGCAGAGCUUCCAAAAACAAAUUCUGUCGUCCUUAUA
Molecule: messenger RNA, 2955 nt
Organism: Urocitellus parryii (Arctic ground squirrel)
Lineage: Eukaryota; Metazoa; Chordata; Mammalia; Rodentia; Sciuridae
Source: RefSeq, a predicted model, not a curated record